Colletotrichum navitas is the source of this 1998-nucleotide messenger RNA. Its product is annotated as AAA family ATPase. Gene Ontology annotation, molecular function: ATP binding; ATP hydrolysis activity. Lineage: Eukaryota; Fungi; Ascomycota; Sordariomycetes; Glomerellales; Glomerellaceae. The transcript has 4 exons. The record is from RefSeq and is a predicted model, not a curated record. The coding region runs from base 238 to 1800 and encodes 520 amino acids.
CUGACCCUACUCGACGAGGCAAUUACCCGCUUUGCCCCGAGUUUCUGCCUAGUGAUAGGGAACAAUUUAUCUGGGAGCCCACUUGCAUAUCAAGAUUCACACCUCAGUAUCCGAUGUUUGUAGCCUUUUCUCAGUGUCUCUAGCUCUGUCCUCAGCGACUCAUUGACUCCUCUCUCUCUUCGGCCAUCUUUUCUUGAAUCCCAGGCCAUUUUCCUACGGACUCGUCACGGUACAGACAUGGGGAACAAUGAGAAGACGGAGGAAAUUCCUGGGGGUGAUUCCAGCUCCCAGGGCAAAAAGCUCCUUCGCGUGGACCAAUUCUUCAGUCGGAAAGACCGCCAAUGGCGCUACGUCAAGACUGCCAAAGUUAGAACCGAAGAGUCAAAGUUCAGCAAAUACUCAAUUGUGGUACGGCGGAUUAUCAGCUCCAAGGGGUUGGUUGCGGAUGAACGCGUCGAUAUCAAGAGUCCCAGGCUAGCGGAGCUUCUAAGAGUGCUUCUUGAAGGUCUGGGGGAUUUAGAGCUUUCCAAGAGCCCCCCUGAGCUUUCCCCUCGGCAGCUCUACCACGCUUGGACAGGUCUGCAGGAGCGUUUAUCCGAAGAGAUAGACAAGCCUGAUCGCUCUGAUGAAUUCGUCAAGGAUCUCAAAACUGCAUUGGAGUUUUUGGACGCCGACUUUGCAAAGACUAGAUCGAAUAUGCAGUCGCUUUUGGAGUUCGGUGACAUAACUUACGACUUACUCUGGGCACUUUUCACACCUCGAGCAGUCGUCUAUACCGAGGCUAAUACUAUGAAAGAAUCGCAGACUUACAUGUUCUUCAGCGGAGAAUAUGUGAUCACACCUACGGAUGAGAGAUGGUACGCGAUUGAGGGCAAGAUGCUUCAUCAUGAUGGCGAUUCACUUGGCUGGGGAUUUCCAACUUUCAAGAUUCCCCACUUCAUGGGGACGAAGAAAAUUACCAGCAUUGACUCCUUCCCACUGAAUUAUCAUCCCGAGAAACAGAAAAUUCAAGAGAAGCUCAUAGAACGGGGACGGAAGUAUGUCGACAUUGUUAGGCAGCCUGUUUGCCUGGAGUACAGUGGCCUUGCUGUCAGGCAAGAGACCAAUCUUGACGGAAAGGUCAUGGAAAUCCAGUUUGCUUCAACCGGUCGUAUCAUGGCGGACCCAGCGACGUUCUACAAUCAGAGACCCAACGAAACAAUGAUAAGCAAGCCAUGGAUUUACGCGGAGUGGCAAACCAGUGGCAAGAGUUUCACCGACGAGGAAGUCAUGCUUAGCAACCAUCGAGUUCAGGGCUUUGGGUUUACACCUAAGACUUGGGGCGGAUUUGCGGUGUCCAGAACGCAACAGGUUGUUUGGAAUAUGAAGGCGUUCGACAAAUUGAUCAUGAACGAGCAGAAGAAGACAAUGAUUCGACUGCUCGUUCAAAGCCAUAGAACCAACGAGACGGCCUUUGACGAUAUCGUCAUUGGCAAAGGUAAAGGGCUUGUAGGUCUUCUUUCAGGGCCGCCUGGCGUGGGGAAGACCUUGACGGCCGAGGUAGUUGCCGAACUGUCGCGGAGACCGCUAUAUGUCAUCUCAGCAGGUGAGCUUGGGACGACAGUCGAUAAAGUAGAUAAGCAGUUGGGUGUGGUGCUUGACAUCACACGGCGGUGGGGUUGUGUGCUCUUGAUUGAUGAGGCCGAUAUCUUUCUUUUCAAAAGAGGGGAGGCUCAACUUGAGAGAAAUGCUCUCGUCAGUGUCUUCUUACGCAGACUUGAGUACGUUAUCAAGAGCCGAUGGCGUUGCUCUCAUUACUGACAGAUAUUUAAGAUACUUUCAAGGCAUUGUCAUCUUGACAACGAACAGAAGGAAAGAUAUUGAUAAGGCUUUCAAGAGUCAGUUGACGUCUACCCUAAGAAGACGACUCCCAAAGCUCUUUGAUUAUCAAGAAACGAUGGGUUACCUGUUCAAGGCUGACUGCUUUCCAACACAGGCCGCAUUCAUUUUAGAUUCCAC